Humulus lupulus (European hop) is the source of this 1172-nucleotide messenger RNA. RefSeq names its product bidirectional sugar transporter SWEET17-like. The transcript is spliced from 6 exons. The record is from RefSeq and is a predicted model, not a curated record. The coding region runs from base 73 to 996 and encodes 307 amino acids. Lineage: Eukaryota; Viridiplantae; Streptophyta; Magnoliopsida; Rosales; Cannabaceae. Gene Ontology annotation, cellular component: membrane. Gene Ontology annotation, biological process: carbohydrate transport. Gene Ontology annotation, molecular function: sugar transmembrane transporter activity.
UGCCAAACUACACCUUCAUCAUAUGCUGUCACAUACUUUCAUUACAUAGCUCUAGCAGUGCUCUCUCUUGAAAUGGCUGUUAGCUUGAGUUUCAUUAUUGGCAUUAUUGGCAAUAUAAUUUCUAUACUGGUUUUUACAUCUCCCAUAAAAACUUUCUGGGGUGUGUUGAAGGUGAAAUCAACAGAGAACUACCAAGGGCUUCCAUACAUAACCACACUUCUGAGUACAAGCUUGUGGACAUUCUACGGUAUUUUAAACCCAGAUGGUUUACUUAUCAUGACAGUUAAUGGCGCUGGUGCCAUCUUCCAACUAAUCUACGUGACCAUCUUUCUUAUCUAUGCUCCCAUGGACAAGAAGGUAAAAACAGGGAAAUUGUUUGCCAUUUUGGAUGUUGGAUUUUUUGGAUCAGUAAUCGUGUUGACUCUGUUUGCUAUACGUGAAGAACUAAAGCUUACCUUUGUUGGAAUUUUGUGUUCUGCAUUAACCAUAGCCAUGUAUGCCUCACCUCUUACAGUCAUGGGGUUGGUGAUUAGAAUGAAGAGUGUGGAUUACAUGCCUUUUUUCCUCUCAUUUUUCUUAUUUUUAAAUGCUGGGAUUUGGUCUAUUUAUGCUGUGCUGGUCAAAGACUACUUCAUUGGUAUACCAAAUGCAAUAGGAUUUGUAUUGGGGUGUGCUCAGCUUAUACUAUACUCCAUGUACAAGAACAAGUCCAAAAAACCCAUAGAGAUAUUGGAGGAAGAAGGGUCAGCGACUCUGGUAAAAGAAAGAGCAAUAGAAAUGCAAGAACACGGUGUUGGUGCUAAAGUAGUUGAUUUGAAGAAUAAGAACCUUAGCAAGGGAGUCAGUUUACCAAAGCCAUUGAUAAAGCGUCUAUAUAGCAUGCCAACUAAGAUCAUGAAAACUAUUUCCUUGAAUUCCUAUGAUUUGGACUCAGCUUGGGCCCUUGGGAUUGUGGAAGACAUUGAAGCUGCGGAAAAGAAAUCAGCCUUAGUUUAAAUUUACAACCAGUUGGGCUUCUGUCAAUUUAGGACAAAAAAAUAUUAGAUAAUAGAGGAAUUUGGUUAAGAGGUGUCACUUUUUUUAUGUAUACUAUUAAUGUGGUAUCAUACUUAUGUUUGAAGCAGAUUUUAAUUAAAAAAAAUGCUUAUAUCUUAACAAAAUUACUUAUGCUA